Messenger RNA from Acaulospora morrowiae, 756 nucleotides. The record is from the annotation of a GenBank genome assembly. Lineage: Eukaryota; Fungi; Glomeromycota; Glomeromycetes; Diversisporales; Acaulosporaceae.
AUGGCUUCCGCUGCUAUAUUGGCGAACAUAGUUGUAACUGACCUUGUUAUGGAAAAGGGCACUCGACCUGGAAUGGAAAUUUCAAGCGACAAGUUUGUACCUCGACCUGAAAUUGUAAAACGACUUAAAAAAUUUUUCAACCCUAUGAUCAUUCGUAUUUAUUACAUGGUUUGCGGUGAACAUGGAAUUGGGAAAACUAUGCUGACAAGGAUUGCAUCGAGUGAAGUUGGACACGGAGUUAUGUGCGUUGAUGUUCUAUCAGAUAUUAAAAGGUUUGGUGAAGAAUUUGGAAGUACCCUUAAUUUCACAUUCGAAAAACAGAUCUCUUUUACACAAAAAAUCCUAGGCACAACUAAAACGUGCUGGUGCAGUAUACAAUCAAAACCACCGGUUAUUGUUUACGAUAAUAUUAGCCUAUUGGUUCACAAAAAUCCGGAAAUCAUCGACAGUCUCCAAGAUGAUGCCAAGGACAAUGCCGAUGACAGAAAAUAUAUCGCUGUGUUUGUAAGCAGUGAAGGUUCGGUGCCUAGAAUAAUGGAAUGUAAGAAUAUUAUCAAGGAUUUGUUGAAGCCUAAGGAGCUUAGCUAUUUAGCGUUCGUGGACUAUUUCAAUAAUAUUGAUAAAUUAAAUGAAGUGUUGGGAAGCAAUAUAUUUGCUUAUCACCCGGAAAAAAACACCGUGAGCCUCCAAUCUCAAUCGGUAAAAUAUUAUAUUCUGGAAAAGGUAGACAUAUUCAUUAAAAAAUGGGGUCUGUGA